ACCUCUAAUUUCUAUCACUAAAAUAUCAAAAGCUUUCACAUUACAAUUUUUCUCUCUACAAGCUCUCUAUGCCACAAGUCGAUCUAGAAGCCUUUGUUUCUUCAGUAUGUGUCGGUGGCUCCGACCACCGGAAGAUCGCAUGCGAAACCCUCGCCGACGACCAGACGAUCCCACCUUAUUACAACAACUCCGCCGUUAGUCCGAGUGAUUUUCCACCGGAAUCUUAUUUCUUGUCAAAAGAUGCUCAGCUCGAGUGGCUCAGCGACAACGCCUUCUUUGAUCGUAAAGAUUCACAGAGAGGAAACUCUGGGAUUCUCAAUUCUAAUCCAAACUCGAAUCCAAGCUCGCAACGGUUUUUACUCAAAUCCAAAGCGUCGAUCAUCGGUUUGCCGAAACCGCAGAAAACGUGUUUCAACGAGGCGAAGCAGCGGAGACACGGUGGCAAGAACCGAGUCAUCCUGAAACGGGUCGGGUCACGAAUAAAAACGGAUACUUCGCUUCUUGAACCUUCUUCUCCUAUAGUCUCUUGCAUCGGUAGAGUAAAAUCCAGAAGAGAACGCAGCCGCCGUAUGCACCGUCAAAAAUCAAGUCGGGUCGAACCGGCGAACCGGGUUAAGAAACCCGGGUUUAUGGCGAGUUUCAGAGCCAUCUUCAGGAUCAAAGGCGGCUGCAAAGACGUGUCAGCGCGUGAGACUCACACGUCGCCAAGUAACACACACGACAUCAGGAGUAGGCUUCCGGUGGAAGCUGUUGAGAAGUCGUCAUUCGACGGCGGAGAACCGGUGGUACCCGGUUUGGGUGGGAUGACGCGUUUCGCAUCUGGAAGAAGAGCGGAUUUGUUGGCUGGUGGAGGAUGUUGACGUGGCGCGUGUGACAAGUGUAAUACAUAUGGGGUCCAGUGAUAUAGUGUUUUUAAGUCUCAGGGGGAAAGUAGGAAUAGUACUUUGGUUGUCUUGUCUGAAUAUUUUGGUGGUUGUAAUUUUUGAAAAGUCGUUGGUGAUGACGUGGCAACUGAUCAACGUUUUUUUCAGAAAGAAACACGGCAACGCGAA
Messenger RNA from Arabidopsis arenosa, 1052 nucleotides. The record is from the annotation of a GenBank genome assembly. NCBI's taxonomy places the organism in Eukaryota, Viridiplantae, Streptophyta, Magnoliopsida, Brassicales, Brassicaceae.